UUAAAAUGAUUGAUAAUAAAUUUUUAUCGAAAUUAUCGCAAAAUUUACUUGAAAUUUUGAACGAUGAUGAAUAUUAUGAUAUUACAAUUGAAGUUGGUAAUGACCCAGACGUAAAAAUAUUUCGAGCUCAUAUGGUUAUUUUGAAUUAUCGUUCUUCUCAUUUGCGAAGAAUUUUAUCAACAAAUAAAAAGAAGAAUGAUGGAACUUUAGCACAUAUUAAAUUACCAAAUAUUUUACC
Rhizophagus irregularis DAOM 181602=DAOM 197198 is the source of this 238-nucleotide messenger RNA. The record is from RefSeq and is a predicted model, not a curated record. NCBI's taxonomy places the organism in Eukaryota, Fungi, Glomeromycota, Glomeromycetes, Glomerales, Glomeraceae.